AUGGCUCCCAGCAAAAGCCUCUUCGCGUCGUUCCACCCUCUGGCCCCGGAGGGGGGGGUCGGCCCCGCGGGCCCCGCGGCUCUCCACGCGGACAUCCAAGCUCUGCUGCAACGGAGCCUUGCGCCGGAGCGACCGGGGGCGCCGCGGUCCAGACGCGGCUGCGACCGCGGCGACGCGCCGCGCCCCGUGGUGGAGCUCCGGCUGGGGCCCGACGGCGGCGCGCUGCACUGCCUCCCGCCGGACAGGUGCGCCCUGGAGCGCGCGCAGAGACGCAGGCGGCUGGCCGCCAACGCGCGGGAGCGGAGGAGGAUGCUGGGGCUCAACGUCGCCUUCGACCAGCUGCGCAGCGUCAUCCCAAACCUGGAGAGCGACAAGAAGCUCUCCAAGUCCGAGACGCUCCAAAUGGCGCAGAUCUACAUCGCCACGCUCAGCGAGCUGCUCCACGAGGGGCCCCGGGGGGCCGCUGCGCCCUCCCCGGGGGCCACACCUGCUGCCGCGCACCUUCACUCCGGGGGGAGGGGCAGCGGGGGCCCGCCGCAGCGGAGUCAGACCGAGGACACGUGGAGCAGGACGAGCGGGACCAAAAGACUCUGAACACCGGACACAAAAGACAUUUAGCUGCAGCAUUUAUGGAAGAGUUUUGUAUUUUAGAGGUUUGUCUUGUUAAUGACUUCAAAUAUAUUUUCUUAC
This is a messenger RNA of Pungitius pungitius (ninespine stickleback), 690 nucleotides long. It is a transcript of the gene atoh1c, whose product is annotated as atonal bHLH transcription factor 1c. Gene Ontology annotation, biological process: positive regulation of transcription by RNA polymerase II; sensory organ development; axon development. Gene Ontology annotation, molecular function: DNA-binding transcription factor activity, RNA polymerase II-specific; E-box binding; protein dimerization activity. The coding region runs from base 1 to 594 and encodes 197 amino acids. The transcript has a single exon. Gene Ontology annotation, cellular component: nucleus. NCBI's taxonomy places the organism in Eukaryota, Metazoa, Chordata, Actinopteri, Perciformes, Gasterosteidae. The record is from RefSeq and is a predicted model, not a curated record.